GAGACACUAUAAAAGAGUGUCAGCCUCACACUGAUCUCACACACAGCAAACCGGACUUCUCAGGUGUGCUUGUCUGUCUACCAACAUGAGGGCUGUAGCUGUGGUUCUUGCUCUGGCGGUCAUUGCUGGCUGCCAUGCUCGCGCCGUGCCCCAGGCCGAUGAGCCUAAGGCCAAAUGGGAAGAGACGGUGGACCGCUUCUGGGAAUACGUCUCUGAGCUCAACACCCAUGCUGAUGGUGUGGUGAAGAACAUCAAGUCCUCCCAGCUCACCAGGGAACUUGAUACUCUGAUCACAGACACCAUGUCUGAGCUGAACGUGUACAGAGAGGACCUCGAGACCAAACUGGGACCCUACGCCACAGACGCCAGCGGCCAGCUGAAGCAGGACCUGGAGCUGCUGACCAGCAAGCUGCAGACCGACAUGGUUGACGCCAAGGAGCGUUCCACCCAGUACCUGCAAGAGCUGAAGACCAUGAUGGAGCAGAACGCCGAUGACGUGAAGAACCGCAUCAACACCUACACCCGCAAGCUGAAGAAGCGUCUGGGCAAGGACACCGAGGAGAUCCGCAACACCAUGACGACUUACCUGGGCGAGCUGCAGUCUCGCGCCUCCCAGAACGCUGGAGCUAUGAAGGACCGCUUCGAGCCCUACGUGCAACAGGCUCACCAGGGAGUCAGCCAGAAGCUGGGCACCAUCAGCGACGUGCUGCAGAGCCAGGCCCAGGGAGUGAGCCAGCAGCUCGAGGCACAGGCCGGCGUACUGAAGGAGCAGCUGGAGCAGACCGCCGAAACCCUCCGCACCUCUCUGGAGGGCCGCAUCGACGAGCUGACCAGCCUCCUCAACCCCUACACUGAUAAGAUCCGGGAACAGCUGCAGAACGUCAUGGAAAAGAUCAAGGAGGCCACAGCUGCUCUCCCCACACCGGCAUAAAGUAGCUGCACCAAAUGCAAUGAGAAAGAAAUAUUCAUUUUUGUUACUGAAUCUAUAUACAUAUUUCACUGUCUGGGCAGGGAAAGAGCAAGGGCGAGAACUACACACAGCUGAACAAGUCUUUUAACUUAUCGUUAUCAUCUUUUUUGUCAAAAGUGAACUACUGUUUAAUAGCAAUAAUAAUAAUAAUAAUAAUAAUAAUAAUAAUAAUAAUAAUCACCACCUCGAUUGUUCUCUCAGUAUUAAGUAUUAAUCCACUGUCAUGUCAUGUUCUUUAUCGUGCAAUAGGGCAUUGUUAUAACUGCCUUAGGAACUGCAUUCUUCCUCAAGAGUCUCACUUCCCAAAUUGUUCAAUCUGUCCACCUCAAAUUUGUUUCAUGGCGUUCUUGUUUUCUUGUGCAACCACAAAAGAGGCAGUUCAGUAAACUUCGGGCCAAAUUGGCACCACAUUUUUUAAAAAGUACUGUUUUAAAUACAAAGAGAUGUCCACCAUUUCAACAGCUGAACAACCGUGACACAACCUGAUGCAACCAGAGAAUGUCGAUGCAAGUUAUUUUUUUGAACUGAUUUUUUUUUGUGCACUGCCGUUUUUUUUUAACAUGUUUUCAAUAAAUGUGCUUAACGGUUCAUAACA
Astyanax mexicanus (Mexican tetra) is the source of this 1565-nucleotide messenger RNA. RefSeq names its product apolipoprotein Eb (gene apoeb). Gene Ontology annotation, biological process: lipid transport; cholesterol catabolic process; negative regulation of neuron apoptotic process. The transcript has 5 exons. The record is from RefSeq and is a predicted model, not a curated record. Lineage: Eukaryota; Metazoa; Chordata; Actinopteri; Characiformes; Acestrorhamphidae. Gene Ontology annotation, molecular function: lipid binding. Gene Ontology annotation, cellular component: extracellular region; intermediate-density lipoprotein particle. Bases 86 to 931 code for a protein of 281 amino acids.